Messenger RNA from Leishmania braziliensis MHOM/BR/75/M2904, 2100 nucleotides. RefSeq names its product putative mitochondrial oligo_U binding protein TBRGG1. Lineage: Eukaryota; Euglenozoa; Kinetoplastea; Trypanosomatida; Trypanosomatidae. The record is from RefSeq and is a predicted model, not a curated record. The coding region runs from base 1 to 2100 and encodes 699 amino acids. The transcript has a single exon.
AUGCGCACAACAAUGUAUGUCACUCUUUCCACCCUUCUUGCGUGCACGUCUGAAGCAAGCCGAUUUUUCUAUUUUAUCAUUUCAAUGUCACCACAAAGGUACUUGCACCCUAGGCCACUUAUCAAAAGGUUAGAAAGGGAACGAACUGCGAAGGAUCAGAUGCUGCAGCGGUGCGCGACACUGGCGGGCGCGCCACUCUGGGCUCGGGCAUACAGUACGGCGCUGGGCGGAUGUGCUGUGCUCCGUCAGCGUGGGGGCUACCAAGGCCGCGGAAGUGGCCCUAGGCGAGGUGGCGGUGGCGACCAUGGAUACGAGAACCACAAUCAGGGCUAUGCAAAUCACCAGCAGCGCUAUGACGAUCGCCCGCAAAGACACGACAUCUAUCAGCAAGGGUACAGUAAUCGUCGGCAGAACUAUGAUGAUCGUAACCAGGGCUACAACAAUCGCCGGAAAGGGUUCAACAACCGUCAAGAGGGUUUUGGAAAUCGCCAGGACGACGGUGACGAUCGUCAAUUGGCACCACGACGUAGCAAGGAGCAGUAUCUUGCGCAAGACGCGGACAAGCUACUGAAGAUGAAACAUGAGUACAAGAAAGCAAAAGACACAAAGGAACGGUUUGGGAUUCUAAAGGAGGCUCGGCGGCUUCUGCGUCGCAUACGCAUCGAUCCCUCCACCCAAGACGAGCGAUCUGUUGCCAUUGUGAUCAACUGCGCUGCCACUUUCUCUAUCCCAGCAAAGACGGAGGCGGUGGAGCAGGCGUUCCAGUGGAUUCGGAGCAACAUUAGUGGCAUCUCACCUCAGAAUGUUGCUCUUUUUGCGAACGCGUUGGGAGUCAUCUUUCCGCCAGAGGCGAAGCAAGUAAUGGUUGGUGAGGUCAUGCCGAUCGUGCAGUUAGUGAUGCGCGAAAUGGUACCCGUAGAAGUAGUGAUGGUGCUCCAGGCACUUCAGCGCUUGAGAGUCACAGAGAAUGAAAAGCUUCAGGACGGACUCCUCUCUCAUCUUGAGCCGUGUCUCUCUUCGAUGCCGGUUCAGCAGCUGUCCACACUGGCGUCUGUUCUACAUCAUCACUCAAUGCAAACGCGAGACAAUGCGAAGUGGAAGCAGAUUGCACACGAGACGCUGGCGCGCGCUCUUGCAGGGGUGGAGGGGAUGCAUUCACGGGAGGCCAUUGUUCUUCUUUGCGCCGCGCCAUUUGUGGACGCUUCCCAGAAGCAAAUUUCUCAACUUCUCAUCCGUGUGGCAGAAACUGCGCAAUUCCACACGGAUGAGCAGGUCGGAGAACUGAUGAAUGCAAUCCUCCGCGUUAGACAGCAGGUCAGUGAGCCGAGUGUCGAACUGACGGCGGCAGUAGAGGGACUCCACACAGCAUUGAUGACACGUUUGGAGAAGGUGAGCGCUUUUGUGGGGCCCCAGAGUGCGACUCACAUCUGGAACUACGCGCACGCCUCCAAUAUCGAGAUCUCCUCCGCGAUUCAAGAGAGUAUGUGCGCUUCGCUCAUACGGCUCAUGACAUUCCGCACCAUUCCAUUCCAAUCACUGGCGCGGCUGAUGGCAUCUCUAUCCACACAGAAACUGCCCUCCGCUGAAAUUCUUACUGUCACUGCAAACUGCAGUGUUGGAGUACGACCGCCUCGGCCUGCGAGGACGGUUCCUCAAGAAAGUGAGAUGCCGGAGGAUGGAGAGGAUCACGAGACCAUCCGCGCCGCGGCCCGCGAGGUGCUGUACAGUCGUCACUUUGGAACUCUCACUGAACUGCGGAUUAACCUUGAAAACGCGUUUGCCAAGAACGAUGUCUCUCCCAACGACGCUCUUGCCAAGACGCUUCCAGAGCAUCUUCUCAAACACGCUUCAGAAGCUUUGCCGCGACAAAUGUUAACAGCCGUUGCGGCCAUUGCGUUGGCACCGGCCGAUUGCCCGUGUCGAAACAAGACUCACGACGCGGCCGUGUGUGCAACAGUGCUUAAGGCGCUCGAAGACAGCCCUGAAAGGUUUAAGUCCGACUUGAGUCCUGUGUUCGUGGACUGGUUUGUGAGGAGUAUCCCCGCCGAUUCCAACUCAGAAGCAAUAGUGGCGGCAGUGCAAAGGAUCACGGCGUCGUGA